CAAACAUGUCGUCUGAAAACUAAAUCGUCCCUCAAAUUUGGACAAAAGUUUAGUCGUGUGGAAUAUGAAUCGAUUGAUACGAGCUACUGUUAUUUUUUUGAAACAUUAUCGAUUUUCAGGAUCGAAGAAUUUCCACACCACUUCAAGAAUAUUGCAACUGUCUAACAUAGACGAAACGCAAGAGAAACUUCUAAAUGAACGUCUAAUCUUGGUAGACGAGAAUGAUUGCGUUAAAGGCACUGAAACGAAAAAAGAAUGUCACCUAAAAAGAAAUAUCCUACAAUACGGAAUGCUUCAUCGAGCCUUUAGUGUCUUUCUCUUUAACACAAAGGGACAGUUACUGCUACAACAGAGAUCGGACGUGAAAGUUACGUUUCCUGGUUGCAUCACCAACACAUGUUGUAGUCAUCCGUUGUACGAGGAUUCUGAGUUGGUGGAACAUGAUAAUUUUGGAGUGAAACUAGCUGCAAAGAGGAGGCUCUCUUACGAACUUGGCAUUCCAGACAACCAGAUCUCCUUGGAGGAUCUCAGGUUUCUCACCAGGAUUCAUUACAGAGCAGGAUCAGAUAAAAUAUGGGGAGAACAUGAAAUAGACUAUGUAUUUUUUAUGCAGAAGGAUGUAACCCUAGAACCAAAUACCAAUGAAGUUAAACGCUGUUGGUAUGUUUCAGAGAGUGAGUUGAAAGAACUACUGCAGAAAGCAGCUAAAGAUUCUAACAUUUUGAUGACCCCUUGGUUCAAAAUGAUAAAUGAUCAUUUCCUAUACAAGUGGUGGGCGAGUCUGAGGGACUUGUCACAAUUUGAAAAUGACAGUGAAAUUCACAAAAUGCCAGGGAUACCAGCACCCAUAUUACAGUUGUGAACAGGUUUUAAGAACAAAGAAAGUCUAUUUUGAUUCAUCAUUCUAUCCAGUGGAAUUUUUGGAAGUUCUGCAGUUUGUCCUACUAUUACUGAUGUCCUUUUAGAGUGACAGUCAUGGGGGAAGAGAGAAGAAAAAUUGAAACAGCACCUAAUUUUUUGCUCACAUUUUAUACAUGCCUGUGUGCAAAUUCCUCAUUGCUCAAGCUUGUUGUCCUUGGCCUAUAAGUAACAGUGAAGAUUGCUUUGCAAGCUACAUAAGAGAAUGAUUUUAUCAAGUUUUCAUUGUACAACAACCAAUGUUUAAUAAUUAUCUAUACUUUAUUCAAAAAGAGAUGUUUAAGUAUUGUUGCACCUUUGUACACCCUGUUUCUUUUGAUAAGCACAGAGAGACACAAAGGGGUUGAGACUUUGCUACAUGAACAUAAUUUGCAGAGAUUACAACUACAGUGUAGAAGGGUGAUAUUACUGACUUCCUAGAAUGACUUUCCUUUUUCAUUUACUACUUUCUACACGUAGAGCAGAUUAAAUAACAAAUAAAUAAACAAAAAAAAAUUCUAGGCAACCCAUCUCAGUGAGUAAUGUACUUCGCAGAAAUAAGGUGACCAACACUUACCUGUACAUAGCAAAGGUGUUUAUGCAACAUAAAAUAAAAAAUAGAAUUCACUUGAGGACAAACUGCAGUAUUACUAGACCAUAAAUUUGUUUCUUAAUUACAACCUUUUUAAAAUAAAAUGUGUAAGCCUGAAAAAGUAUUUUGAUUGUGGUAUACUUCUUAAAAACAAUAUGUCAUUUUUGACUCAAAUUUUUGCAAGCCACUUAUUCUCAAAAAUUAUAUCCCAAGUUGAACAAGUUGCUUGUACAGAAAUUCAAUAACAGUUCUAUCUCAGCAAAAUAGUGCGGCCCUUUUACAUUAUAUACUUACAACUAACUUACUGUAAGGAUAGCUGUAAGUGAUUUAUGAAAUAUGAUUUUGAAAUAUACACUGCCUUCAAUUUAACUGAUCCCAUAGGAACAUUAUCAAGAGGUUCUUACAUAGAGAUGUAAAUAUCAGAACUCAGCUAUGAAGCUGAAAAGAUUCCUUCAUUUUGUACAUCAUUAAAAUAUAACAUUGU
Messenger RNA from Pocillopora verrucosa, 1973 nucleotides. Its product is annotated as isopentenyl-diphosphate Delta-isomerase 1-like. Gene Ontology annotation, biological process: isoprenoid biosynthetic process; isopentenyl diphosphate biosynthetic process. Gene Ontology annotation, molecular function: isopentenyl-diphosphate delta-isomerase activity. The record is from RefSeq and is a predicted model, not a curated record. NCBI's taxonomy places the organism in Eukaryota, Metazoa, Cnidaria, Anthozoa, Scleractinia, Pocilloporidae. Gene Ontology annotation, cellular component: cytoplasm.